CCAAAACAAGCCUUGAAUCGGCACGGGCAACAUGGGAAAACGGCGUCAUGAACAUGGUAGCUCGUUCGGGCCGCUGCUGGCCGACAGCAAAAUUACAUUGGAAGAGCGACGCGUCGUCCGGUGCCGCGAGCGUGAAAUUCUGCAGGAGCUGAAGGAAAAGAGCGCGGAAGCGUCUCAGCUGAACAACUCGAUCUUUCAAUCGAAAGCACAAGAGCUCGACUCCAUCUACGCCAAAGUGGUGUACCCGCGCGAGGCAAACUUGGACGCAUGCAACCUAGACGAAUUUAGCAACCUUGUUGUGAAGCAAGCUGGACUCAUGAGCGCCAGCGACUUGACCAAGUUCGACACAGGUCAAUUCAUCAACUCGUGCAAGGCCAAGUGCGCCAGCGAAGACACAGAAUCCGUCUUUGACUGGUUGCGGAUGGGCUCAGCUGUGGGACCGUGCUUUCAGAAUACGAUCGCCGUGAACUUUAUGUAUGGGUCGAUGGACACCCAACUAGUCGCCAAAGAACGGCGUGCACCCCGCCGCCGUCGAGUUGAUAGUGUAGACGUUGAAGAAUGCCAACCCACGCAAGUGGCAAAGGACAGUCUAGUUCAAGAGGAUGUUCAAGCAGGUCGGUUGAAGUACCUCCUUACUCUGGUCCAAGACCAAGGAAGUUGCGGCCUUUUCGAUUUGUGUCUGAAUCCGAAGAGCUUUGCCCAGGUUGCGUCAACCACCUUUCGCCAAAUCUUCUCAUCGUAUUGUAGACGAUAGAGAACAUGUUUGACAUGUCGUUUCUCAUUCGCGAUGGCCAGGCCAAGAUCGACAUCGACUCCCACGGGCUUCCUCGAAUUGUCAACAAGUCUGGAAUCACCGGGGAAGUACCCAAGCCGACGCAGUCGAUCAUCAGUAUCACGUACGAGCAGUGGGAGAAGCUCGCGCCGCUGUACGGGGAGCCACUCGUUGGACAUCGACCGCCGCCGCGUGUGUAGGGAGCUGCAAAUUUGACAAUGACGAGUUUGAAACGGUCGCGUCCUUUUCACUUGGUUAAUCUAUGCAAUGUUCGCGCGCAAAAUUUGUUUAGUCGUCAAACGAGGUUUUCGAGUUUUCACGUUCGUUGUCUUCGAACUCUUUGAUGAGGUCGGGCGACGCCUGCAAGAGCUCGACGAAGGCCGGCUUGUCGCACAAGUCAAAGUGCGGCGCGCUCUCAGGGGUCGGCGGGAUCGUGACAACGUCCACCCCCUCUUCGUUCUUUCGAGGUGGGUCGUGGGGAAUGUUGUUCUGCUUCAUGUACUCGACGCAUUUGGGCAGCGUGUCCACGUAGAGCGAGACAAAGUUAGGGUAUCCGUAGCUGUUGCGGAGCACAAUCGGCGCGUUCUUGGGUUUCACGGUUUGAUCGCGAUCUUCGUAGCGCUUGUCUUCGAUUUCGACGUCGCGGAUGCCAACAAAUCGGAAUGGACGCUUCACGCCAUCGUCUUCUUGGGUGAAAUGCAGGUCCAACAAGCCGUUUUCCUGAAACACGAAGGCACGAUCACUUGAUGACCACGAUGACCAUGCACGUACCGUCGUAUCGUCGUCGUCGUCAUCCAUACAAGGCUCAGUGGAGAAGAAGCGCGGAGCUGCGAACGCACGCUGGUAUCGCUGGCUCGUCGGCACGAAGUGGCGUUGGGCAAACUUGCGGAGCAUGAUGUGUCGAGGUUCCAAUGCUUCAAAGCAAUUGCUGGCUGUCACGGAGAUCGAACCAUCGGGGAUCAAACACCAGGUAUUUGACUCAAAACCCGGUGUUUGGUGGCAAAUCUCGGGUAUCCGGAAAUUCGAUAUCCGGUC
Messenger RNA from Aphanomyces invadans, 1807 nucleotides. RefSeq lists its product as hypothetical. The transcript has 4 exons. Gene Ontology annotation, cellular component: nucleus; Smc5-Smc6 complex. Gene Ontology annotation, biological process: DNA repair. Bases 32 to 754 code for a protein of 240 amino acids. NCBI's taxonomy places the organism in Eukaryota, Oomycota, Saprolegniomycetes, Saprolegniales, Verrucalvaceae. The record is from RefSeq and is a predicted model, not a curated record.